AUGUCUUCUUCUGCUUCACCACCUGGCGAAUCAGAAGAAUUUGAGCCGUAUGUGAGAAGGAAACGAGCAGAAGGCGGAAGUCGGAAGAAGAUGCAAGGACUGAAUGAGCAAGAACAGAAUCUACUCCGAAACUCCAUAAACAGUAGAGAACGUCGCCGAAUGCAUGAGCUGAAUGAUGAAUUCGAAUCUCUUCGUGAAUGUCUACCGUAUCCAAAUGAAGCAAAUAGUCGCCGAAUGAGCAAAGCGAAUACGCUUUUGUUGGCUUCAAAUUGGAUAAAACAGCUUGUCAAUGCCAAUCAUAAACUCCAAAUAGAACUGAAUGCAGCUAAUGCGAAGGUACAGUAA
Molecule: messenger RNA, 345 nt
Organism: Caenorhabditis remanei
Lineage: Eukaryota; Metazoa; Nematoda; Chromadorea; Rhabditida; Rhabditidae
Exons: 2
Coding region: 1-345 (114 amino acids)
Molecular function (GO): protein dimerization activity
Source: RefSeq, a predicted model, not a curated record